GCAGUGCUUAUUUCAUAUUAGACUUGAAAAAUAGAUAACUUGACUUUGAAGGGUGUAUUGACAAUAGGCAAUACGGUAAUACAUAUGUUUCUGGGUCUGGAAAAUGUUGUGAAACGGACGGUUACUGUUAAAGCGUUACAAUAACACAGACGUUUUAAAUAUGGCCGACAACCCUUCAAUAACGCCGUCUACGUCUAGUGCAGACGGUAGCACAGACUCGCUGGAUAGCCGAACGCGGGACGCUGUCGCCGAUGGGCUGGUGGAGCUCCUGAAGCCAGCAGUAGAGGAAAUAGACGACAGGGUCAAAACUGUCAGGGAUAGCCAGGUGGAGCUGCGGCAACAGAUUGAUUGUCUAGCCGACGACUUGAAGAAGAUAGCAGAACAACAGGCAGUGCCAGUGGAUCUGGAACCCUACGUCAAGAAAUUAAACAAUUCUCGCAGACGUGUUAUGUUAGUCAAUAACAUUCUACAAAAUGUACAGGAAAGACUGACCAAACUGUACAACAAUGUUUCCAAAGAAACAGCACGGAGAAAAACAUUACUGGACUCGCCGUCUUCAGGCCCACCCCACUAGUGGAAGUCAGAUUUUAUUUUGUUUAUGUUCCCAGGAGCACUUGUUAUUUAUGGACAGAACUAUAUGGAAAAUAUAAAGUGUCAUGUACAAAACAAUACACAUGUACAUGUUGAUGUGCAAUAAUGCCUAGGUUGGGGCCCAUGGACAUUGUGGUGGUAAAACUGUACUUUGUUCAAGACAGCUGCAGUGUACUCAGCCAAAUGUAGCUACACAUCAGGAGACAUGUUUCUGUAGAGGUUUAUUAAUGUAUGCCGGACCCUAUAGUAAUUGAGGAAUGCUGAAUUUUGUACUUAUUAUACCAGGGCUACAUUCGCGUAUACCGGUUGAAACGGUACGUGUGGCGCAGAAAUUUUCCACGAUAAACGAACGCACUUGGAUCGUUCUAUAAGCAGAGCUGAAAAUGCACAGUUUCGGAGAAUAAAAAGCAAUCUAUCAAGAAUAUUAUGCCCUUCUCUCAGGUGUCCACUGAAUUACACAACGUAUCUUAAAAACUGCAUGCGGCUUGACAUUGUUUUAGAAAGAAAUAACGCAAACAGACAAUAGUCAGCAUUUUAGUUUUGGUCAGGUACGUCUGGACCCCUCAAUCUACACGUACCAAAUUUUCCUGAGGUCAGCUUGGUCCAGAUCUGUAUCUGUCAUUUUCUUUACAGGUUCAACCGUUUCAGCCGGAUACGCGAAUGUACCCCAGUUAUAUUAGGGACUUUCCCUAUAUAAAUGCAUGUGGGAGACACUUUUACAGAUACCUCAACACCUAUUUCUUUACAUUUGGUAACUGUACUUUAUGUAUGUGCAAAAGGACUUUGAGAUGAUCCCCGCCACCCGUCAUUAUUAGAGAAAGUGCCUGCCAAUAUAUUCUGGAAUAGCCACAACAGAUAUACAUUGGAACACAUUUUGGUCUGUAGUUCUAAACCUUCAUUGAGAUUAUGCUUGGAAUAUUGUUUGGUUCUCCAUGUCAAGAUUUCUUCAUGUAGUACUUUGUAGGGUCCAAGGAUCCAUUCAAGUUGUGUAUACGAUAAGACAGGCUUAUUUGUCAACCUUGAUGAAAAGUCCAGACAUUUUUGUUUGGCAUAGUAUCAUGUAAAAAGGACCAGAUAUGAGCCAUACUUAAUAAUAAUUAAGUUGUAUGAAUUGAUUAAUUAUAUGAUGCAAGUGAUUUUAGUUAUGUUUAUUGGUCAGCACAUUAGCACAUUCCAAUGUCUUGUAUUGAGUAUUAGUAGGAAAUGCCCUGCAUGAAUGCAAUCAUGUAAUGAGGAUCCCCGGAUUAAUCAGUGUUUUAUGUAAUAUAUUGUUUUCUAUCAUUUUAAGGAUUUGUUUGGUUUAUGGUUAUGGUUUAAACUACAUAAUGUACUAGCUUAUAAUGAGUUGUCAGCAGGAUCUCUGUGCAGAAUAUAGCACAUUUAAGAAAAAUUCAUGACCUUAUACUUAAAAUCUGUAUUGUUCAUACAAUUUACAAAUUUAAAAAAUGCCAGUUAAAAAGUGUUCUCAGUCAUGUGCUAUUCUGAGAAAACCUACACAUAUUAUUUAGAUGUAGCUCCUUUAAACAGAUUUGAGUAUUAAGAAUUUUGCAAAAUGUUUCGAAACAUCACAUACCAAGGUAUACUUCAAACCACUUCUAUCAUUACAUGAAAAUAUCCACACAUCACAUUGGUGAUCAAAGCCCGAGACUUGCCUCUAGAUAUGUGCAUAUGAAAGUUGAUUGAAAUCAGGUUCAUUUUAGGGGAAUAUUGCAGAGAAACUAAAGCUUGAUUGAUGGACAGGCAGAUGUGCCCUGCAUACUACCGGAAAAUAUCCCCAAUACUUGUGCAAACAAGUGGAUAAAGUUCAUAAUAUUUCAUUGUAACACAUCUAUUUCAUUCCAUCAAUUUGAAUAAAAUUAUUUUAGGCAA
This is a messenger RNA of Mizuhopecten yessoensis (Yesso scallop), 2460 nucleotides long. Its product is annotated as SNARE-associated protein Snapin-like. Gene Ontology annotation, molecular function: SNARE binding. The record is from RefSeq and is a predicted model, not a curated record. Gene Ontology annotation, biological process: endosome to lysosome transport; regulation of synaptic vesicle exocytosis; lysosome localization. The transcript is spliced from 4 exons. Gene Ontology annotation, cellular component: BORC complex; synaptic vesicle; BLOC-1 complex. NCBI's taxonomy places the organism in Eukaryota, Metazoa, Mollusca, Bivalvia, Pectinida, Pectinidae. The coding region runs from base 161 to 574 and encodes 137 amino acids.